Molecule: messenger RNA, 1473 nt
Organism: Glarea lozoyensis ATCC 20868
Lineage: Eukaryota; Fungi; Ascomycota; Leotiomycetes; Helotiales; Helotiaceae
Product: WD40 repeat-like protein
Exons: 2
Coding region: 1-1473 (490 amino acids)
Molecular function (GO): protein binding
Source: RefSeq, a predicted model, not a curated record
AUGUCGAAACGUCCAGCUGAAGAUUACGAGAAUGGUGGUGUUGCUUUAAAGGGUGGAGAUCGACCGGUGCAACCAGAUGCUGCGGAUGAGCUGGGGGACUUCGAGGACGAAUUUGAGGACGAAUAUGAGAGUGAGGAUGAGAUUAUAGAGGCAGGUGUGGAUGGACGGCCCGAUGCUGAGAGGGAGGCAGAAGAGAAAGCUGAACAAAUGGAUGUCGAUCAACAGACAUUUAUUGUUGGACGAAAUAAACUAGAGCCUGGCCAAACGCUUUCCCCAGAUUUAUCGACUUACGAAAUGCUACAUGCGCUCUCCACGCCAUGGCCUUGUCUCUCGUUCGAUAUUGUAAAGGAUAGUUUAGGAGAUAGUCGCAAAACAUAUCCUGCCACGAUGUAUGCAGUUGCUGGUACACAAGCAGACAGUAAAAGAGAAAAGGAAAAUCAAUUGAUGGUCAUGAAGUUCAGUGGUCUAAGCAGAAUGGAUCGGGAACAGGAUGAUGACGACUCUUCUGACGAUGAGGAUGAGGAUGCGGAUCCAAUAUUGGAAUCGACGAGUAUACCAUUGACGAGUACGACAAAUCGCAUACGAACACACCAGACCCCGGCGAGCGAUUCGAGUAGGCCUCCUACGACUUUGACAGCGAGCAUGAUGGAGUCUGGCGUGGUUUUGAUCCACGAUGUCACACCUCACCUGAACUCCUUUGAUACUCCUGGUACUACGAUCACUCCACAACAAAAUAAGCCUCUCUCUACGCUGAGAAUGCACAAGUCGGAGGGAUAUGCUGUGGAUUGGUCACCGCUGAUAUCAACUGGGAAAUUGGUGACUGGCGACAAUAAUGGAAACAUCUUUGUCACUACACGGACCGCUGGUGAAGGAUGGGCGACUGAUUCGAGACCUUUUUCGGGACAUAGUGGCAGUGUGGAGGAGUUACAAUGGAGUCCUUCCGAGAAAAACGUGUUCGCGUCGGCGUCAAGUGAUGGGACGAUCAAAGUCUGGGAUGUGCGAAGUAAAAGCCGUACAGCUGCGCUCAGCGUCCAAGUCAGCAGUACAGAUGUAAACGUGAUGUCAUGGUCACAUCAAACCUCUCAUCUUCUAGCAUCUGGCGCCGACGAUGGACAAUGGGCAGUCUGGGACUUAAGGCAAUGGAAGCCCAACACCUCAUCGUCUUCCAGCCCAACGCCAGUAGCCAGUUUCAAUUUCCAUAAAGAGCAGAUCACUAGCGUUGAAUGGCACCCCACAGAUGAUAGCAUAGUCGCUGUAGCAGCUGGCGAUGAUACGCUGACACUAUGGGAUUUGGCGGUCGAGUUGGAUGACGAGGAAAGCAAGGAUACUGGUGGUGUGGCAGAGGUUCCUCCUCAAUUGCUUUUUGUCCACUAUAUGGAAAAGGUCAAGGAGCUACAUUGGCAUCCUCAGAUCCCAGGCUGCUUGGUUGGCACUGGAGAAUCCUUCAAUGUCUUCAAAACGAUUAGUGUGUAG